Messenger RNA from Musca vetustissima, 2073 nucleotides. RefSeq lists its product as uncharacterized. The record is from RefSeq and is a predicted model, not a curated record. NCBI's taxonomy places the organism in Eukaryota, Metazoa, Arthropoda, Insecta, Diptera, Muscidae. The transcript is spliced from 6 exons. Bases 1 to 2067 code for a protein of 688 amino acids.
AUGAAAUUCGAUGGGGCUUUAAAGCCCCGCCACGGAGCCUCCAUCGAAGGAAGCUCCCCUGGUGCUGGACAAUUACGAAAGUAUCGCGAUAAACAAUAUCCCAAAUAUAUUUGCGGCAAUGUUCGUAGCGAGUGUUUGUCCGAGCAACAGCAGCGAAACCAGCGCCAUCACCUCCGCUACAUCGAACACAACGAAGGUGGCGUGAACAGUAAACAAAUCAACACGACUUCCAUCAGCAGCAAGGAUUGUAGAUGUAAGCACGUAUACUUAAGAGAACAGCGAAAACAACAACAACAACAGCCUAGCAAGUACCAUGAUGACGCUAAACCAAGAUUAGGGAGUCAGGGAGCAGCAAUGAUGCCCGAGAAUAUACGGCAGCCAAUUGCAAAUACAUGCAGGAUUGUAUCGAUCAACGUGUCACCAGAAAAUCCGUUAAUAAAUUGUGGCAAUAGGGAUACCGUAGCUUGGCGACAGGUCAUCGGAGGCUCGGGUGGAAGCGUAUGUCACGUAACAGACGCCGUUACUAUACCAAAGCAAAAGCAACAACUUACAAUCACAACACGUCAACAAAAACAACCACAACACGGCAACAAGAGCAGCUACAAACAAACAACCAAUUCACGUAACAACGAAAACACGAAGCGUCCCGACAACAAGUUAGAGGUUCAUUCGAAACUCCUGGAAAUCUUCGACUGGCGUCCACUGCCCUCCGCAUCUGUUCUAGUUUCCCGAUUAUUUGAACAAAUUGCCUUAUUGCUGUUCUGCUUCACAUUCUUAAUGCCCUCGACCGGAAACACAGUUACUGGUGGUAACGGCGGUGGUAUUCGGAACGGAUGUUUCGUUUCUCGUGCCACGAACUCAAAUAGAAUAGCGAGAAUUAUGCGUACCUUACAAUCGUUUAUGGCCUCAUUGAAGCGCAUUUGUUCUAAAAAUGCGUUCCAAACACGUUUACCGCUCACUACCACGGGAACAUCAUGUAACACCAAUGGCGCCCUUACCUACCUACUGCUAUGCAGUGUCGCGGCAACAGUUCUGCUACCGCAACAGGCUCUCGCAGACGAUGGCGAUAAUUUCUUUUCGCCCAAUGGCAUUGUCAUCGGUGAAACAACAACUGAAUUCGAUUAUGCUAGUCGCGGCCAAAAGAAGUUCGGCGAUAAAUGUGAUAAUACACUGGAGUGCGGAUUUCCUGGUUCCAUCUGUGAUACUAAAAAGAAAUCAUGCCAAUGCACAGAAGACCUGCCCGUUACCAAUCAUUUUGACAAAUGUGGAAAAGAGGCAGCAGUCAAUGAAUCGUGCUUUUUCAAUGAACAAUGUGAAGUGAAAUAUUUUCAAACCGAAUGUCGAGAUGGACGCUGUGUAUGCCGAUUCGAUAUGACACCAGUGUGGCUAAAAGAUGGUUCCGUUGAGUGUAAAGGCCGACAAGAUAAGAAAGGUCCCGAAACUUAUAUAGAUCCAGCUAUGAUUGGUGUUCUAAUUGGCAUGGCUCUAAUGUUUAUCAUUAUUUGUGUGGUGCUUCGUCUAUUUAGCCAGGCUCGAUGGCGCGAAAAUCGGACUAUUUUCAAUACUCCAAAUCCACGCCUCAUGAACGUGUCAUUGCUGCGGGAGAGCAAAUUGCUACAUGGCCAGGAGCGGAGAGGUUCGCGUAUGUCUGUUAGAGCACCGUCACGACAACCAAGUAUGGCUUCUUUACGUCCACACUCACCAAACCCAUCGUUAGGACGAAUGACACGUUCCAAGAGCAAUACUCGUUCCAGCGAUUCACGUGUUAGUGAUGCUUCAAAUUGCUCACGCUUGCUUGAGCACAGUCACACAGCCAACACACAUCAUCAUUUCGCGCACACCCAUCCGAACUCUUCAAGUAUAACAAUUGCUGCUACGUCACACACCAGCGGCAUACACAGUGCCAGUGUGUCCCCACACUCAUCGAAUGCUAUAUCGCCGACACCAACACCAACACUGACCACCAAUAUAGCCUAUGCCAGUCAGAGUCCAACGACUGGCACAGCCUGUAGCACAAAUAUAAAGCCACCGCCGUCUACGGGCAACAUGAAACCGAAUAAAUAUUGAAAGUCA